AUGGGUGCGCUUAAAUACGUCGAGGAGCUCCAGAAGAAGAAGCAGUCGGAUAUCCUCCGCUUCCUUCUGCGUGUGCGCUGCUGGGAACUUCGCCAACUGAACGUUAUCCACCGUGCCUCGCGCCCGUCUCGCCCGGACAAGGCCCGCCGCCUCGGUUACAAGGCCAAGCAGGGCUAUGUUAUCUACCGCGUCCGCGUCCGCCGUGGUGGCCGCAAGCGACCCGUGCCCAAGGGUGCCACCUACGGCAAGCCCACCAACCAGGGUGUGAACCAGCUCAAGUACCAGCGUUCGCUCAAGGCUACCGCUGAGGAGCGUGUCGGCCGCCGCUGCGCUAACUUGCGCGUCCUCAACUCGUACUGGAUCAACCAGGACUCUACCUACAAGUACUACGAGGUCAUCCUCGUCGACCCCCAGCACAAGGCCAUCCGUAUCGACCCCAGGAUCAACUGGAUCGUCAACCCCGUCCACAAGCACCGCGAGUGCCGUGGUCUUACCGCCACCGGCAAGAAGUCGCGUGGUCUCAACAAGGGUCACCGUUACAACAAGACCACUGCCGGCCGCAGGAAGACGUGGAAGAGGCACAACACCCUGUCUCUGUGGCGCUACCGCUAA
This is a messenger RNA of Pyricularia pennisetigena, 612 nucleotides long. RefSeq lists its product as uncharacterized. Gene Ontology annotation, molecular function: RNA binding; structural constituent of ribosome. The coding region runs from base 1 to 612 and encodes 203 amino acids. The transcript has 3 exons. Gene Ontology annotation, biological process: cytoplasmic translation. The record is from RefSeq and is a predicted model, not a curated record. NCBI's taxonomy places the organism in Eukaryota, Fungi, Ascomycota, Sordariomycetes, Magnaporthales, Pyriculariaceae. Gene Ontology annotation, cellular component: cytosolic large ribosomal subunit; ribosome.